This is a messenger RNA of Xyrichtys novacula (pearly razorfish), 15120 nucleotides long. The record is from the annotation of a GenBank genome assembly. Lineage: Eukaryota; Metazoa; Chordata; Actinopteri; Labriformes; Labridae.
UGUGUUUUAGGGUUCUGUGCUUUUCUGUAGCCCCUCGGAGUGACCUCCCAACAUUUCUUACGUUUAGGAGUCUUUUUCGAAAAUGGACUUGUGAUAGGUCUGAGGUUAAACUAUAAUGAUAACGGGAUUAAAAAGAAGUAAUAUCUCAAAAAAGUUUCUCUAAAGUAGCAGUCUAUCUCAAAACAGAUGACGUUUCCAGGUCACAAUCCACACCUGUUUGGUUGGAGGAGCCUCAGCGAGAGUAAAACACCUGCUGACAAGGUAAAUUAAACCUCCUGAUUUGUGCAAAAUCCAGUUAUAAAGUUUAUACAGUAACUGUCCAGGGGGAGAGGGGAUUAAACUUUGGCUGGCUUUUCCAAAAAUAUAACAAAAUGUUUCACCUCCUAUUUAGAAAAAAAAAAAACCUGAAAGCAUCUUUACACUACUUAAACUUUCCAGACAUUUCUCCAAGGAUUAUAAAAAAAAGGCCAUCCUGGAUUUAUGGAUUCAGGAGAAGCACAUCCAUGUUAAGACUAUGUAUAUGAUAUGGCUUAUGUGAGGGAACAAAUGACAUUCAGAUGGCCUUUCUCAGAUACUCAUAAGCCUGCAGCCAGAGAAAUAGAUAACUGAAUCACUCUGAGUAAAGCACCAACUUCUGGACGUCUGGGGGAUGAUUUUGAGGUAAUCUGCUGAUUUGAGGCAACGGCUAAGCUUUCCUGUGAAAUAAUCCGCAGACAUCAGGCUCUGGCUCAGACCUUAAUUUGCACACUGGGUUCACAGCUCGUGGUGUCUGUAUAUCUUCAAACUGGCAAAGCUGACCAUGAAAGCAGCAUUUUCAUGGGAUUUGGGGUGUCAUUGAAAACCUACUACUGAAUUGGUUUUUCUUUUACGGACAGAUUCACGAGAAGAAUGGUGAUAUCGACCAGUGGAGGAAGGUGAGAAAAACUUGAGAUUGUGCAGCUGUGAAUAUUGGUGCAUGUUAUAGUAUUAUUGUAGCCUGAAUUCAGUUGGGUUUGGAGCGUCAGUAGAUAAAACAAACAAUUAAAACAAACAAUUAAAAGCAUUUAAAUUGAUAUUGACGAUAUUUGUAACUUCGUCUUUCCUUUUCAGACUAAAUGGUUACUCAAACAACCACCACUUAGACUGUUGUCAAGAAAAACAAUCCUUAGUUUGUCUUCUCAUUUUCUGCAGCGUGUGGAGAAGGCUUCUGAGUUUGCCGUAUCUGAAGUCUUCUUCCAAAAGAAACCUCAUUCAAGCACCCACAGCCUCUCCAUGCCAUUGAACAGCUCUGACCAGUUAAGAGACCAUGAUGAGGCUUACAGUGAAGGUGGGUCAGCCCAUGGAAAAAAUACUGAAGUGUCUCUUAUGAAGUACUUCCUUCCUUCUUAAAAUACAGAGCUCAGCCUAGGCAGCAGCAAUUAGAAAUAUAUUUAUUCUUUUUUUUCUGUUUUAUGUAUUUUAUGCAGCUCAGGCUCUUCUUGGGGAUUGGCUGAGCAGUAAGUUGCGUCUUGAGCUGGAGAUGGAUGAAGAGGAUGACUCCAUGGGUUCUGCAGGGAGGAUAAGCCCUAUUGCUUUGGCUAGUGCCCAACCUGCUUUCCUAAAAUACGACAAAUUUGAUGGUACAAAGCAAGACCAUAGAUCUUUCAAUCCAACUUAGCUGAGACUUAUUGCUUAAUUGAUCAAAGACAGUUCGAGUUUGACAUUUUGGGCCAUUAUGGGAAAAAAAAGUUCAUAUAUGAUGUCAAAAGCCCAAAAAGAAAUUGAGAGAAACAAAUAACAACUAUAUUUAAUGCUGAAUUUAUCUAUUAAUAAAACACUAAAGAAAUUAAUUCCAUAAAAUCUUAUUAUUAUAUAACACUACAUGUACAGACAGGAAUCAGUUAAGAAAUAAGAAGUACUGCUUUACACACAAGAAGCACCAGAUUGGACACAAACAUGAGGAGCUUUAAUAAAACCUCUGGAUGUGAUGUAUUAUAACACUUCUCUGACAUUUGGAUACAGAGUUGUACAACUGUCUGGCAGAGGAAGAGGAGCAGAGGGCUGUUAGCAGCUUCCUUCAGGACCUGAUAGAGCAGGAGGUGCUGGACUCUGGGAUGAUGGAGGAGCUGGCUCUGGAUGUUGGGCAAACAAGGAAGAAGUUCAGAGACCCUGUUGUCACCAUGAAUGCCCGACACUUGCAGGUAUGUGAGACCCAAGUCCUUCAAGGUGUAUAAGAGAUAUGGGUCUGAAAGCGCUCUGGAGCAGACCACCUUUCUGAAACAAAGUUGUUCUUCAUUCCAUCUACUUCCUCUGAUUGCUACUAAAGGUACGAGAAAACAGAGCCCGACGAGAGGCUGAGUGGCAGCGGCAACAGAGAGAGAAGGUGGUCCAGCGUGGGGCCAGAGAGGAGGCAAAGAGGAAGGAGCGAGAGAAGGAAAUGAGAAGGAAACAGGAGGAGAGGAGGCAGGAGGAGAUGGUGCAACAGGAGAUGGUGAGGCUGCGGCGUCAGAUGGAAGAGAGGAGAGGCCUGGAGCAGAUGGUCAGACAGAGGUAUGGUAGCCACAGCAACCAUUCUCUUCCUUCUGCUGAGGUGAUUUUGAAAAUUGCCCACAUCUGAAACGAGCUGUUCCAAUUGCAUUGUCCUGUUUGUGAUCUGGCCUGCUUCAGUGGUUGACAGUAAUCUCUGUAAAAGUAAGUCUGUGAUGUGCUGACUCCCUGACCCAAACUCUGAUUGUGGGAGAGUCCCUGUAGAGGGACCUGAACAAAGAGAGCCAUGGUAAACUCAGUCAGAGUGAACAGGCUUUCUAUAUAACAGAACAAUGAAAACUUGUCCUUAGAUGACCUCCUUAGAUUCGGCAAUGAUAGAGAUUCACUGCGCUGUAAGAAAAAAUCAAGGAAAUUAACUUAAAAUGAACAAAAUGUACUUCUGCUUUAUUGAAAGGAAAAACAUUCAGGAAAAAAAUAUGUACCUGCUUUCACUGGUGUUUUACCAAGCCUCAGGAGCAGGUUCAACAGUUAUUUCUAAUUUUCCAUCCCUGCCAUGCAGUCUGUUACCCUGUCUGCAUAUCUAAGCUCGUUUCUUUCACCUGGUUCCUCCACAGAGUCCCCCAUUGCAUUAUCAAUUCUAUAAAAUAAACCAGCAGCGGACUUGAAAGCCACUUUGUUACAAAGGCCUCAAGCUUAAGCAAACUAUUUGCUGUAUAUAAUAAAUAAGUAAUAAAGACUAGAACUUUAAUGCUAAAGCACUUUAAAAUUAUGGACCUGGCACUUGGGCCCUAGCUAAGACCAGAGUGAGAGCAUGGUAAAACUGAGACUUAAAAUUUUAGAGAGUCCUCAUAAUCUCUUGAGAUCAAGAUGAAGAGUAUAGCUGUUCAGCAUCAGUCUGGUUCUGCUCGAGGUUUCUGUCUCUUUAGAGAUAGUUUUUCUGUGCUACUGUAACUUUGCCAAAGGCUGCUUAUGGUGGAUUUAGAUAGGAUAAGACUAAAUCUUAACAUAAGAUGAGUUUGAAUCUUAUCCAUUUUUGAUAUUGAGGUUUUGUAAGUAAAAUAUACUAAGGGAAUGGUCUAGACCUGCCUUUUUUCUGGAAACCUGUCCAGAACUAGCAUGGUGCUAUUUGAAUGCCAGAAAACACAUUUCUGUGUAAACAUCUUCAUAAAUGAUGGUAGCUGACACUAUUUCUUCAGUUGACUUUUGUGGCAGGGGUCAAAAUCCCACCCACAUAGCGAUACAGUUUCAUAAAACAGGAGAAAUAAAGGUAAUGUUCGCAAAGAGUUUCAGGAGUAUCACAGAAAGAGCAAUUUUAAACCUUCCUCAGAGGGGAGGGGGAAAACCAUACAUGCUUUGAUUCUACAAGGAGACAGAGACCUUCAAAAAGUGCCCAGCAGACCUGUCAUGAGAUUAAGAUUUUUACUCCAUAGUCAGCAUUUCAAGAUGCUGAUAUUUAGCAGGUGCAGUGUUUAGCAUUUUCGCCAUCUCAUUUGACAUUUAAACAAGGAAGCAUCUAAUUAGCACCAAACCCCUGAAGCUAUUUGGAGAGUCAUUAGCAGUGUAGGGUUUAAGUAGCAACUGGGUAUUCAGUCAUUUUUGCCUGGUUAUGAUGCUUUUAAAAAAACUUGUGUAAAUCGAAGUUGAGAUUUUUUUCUCAAGAGCAUAAAAGUCAAUUUCAUGGUGGCACUGGAGGAAAAAUGAGACAGUUCAGUCGCAUUAAUUAGCAGGAUCCAACUGCAGGAAGUUUCACAAAGUUUUCAUUUUUCAGGGCAUUCAUUUUAGCGGUAUGCUAAUCUUAUUGAUGGAUUUAAAAAGGAAGUUAUGAAUACAAUAACUAUUAUAGUGGAGGUCAUGAGAACUAUCCAAUAAGGUCAACGGUUUUACAAAUCGAAACCUCGAGCAUUGACUGUUAUCCUCCAUAUUUCUCUGGUACAUUCAAUAGUGCAUUAUUAUUUAAUCCACAGGGAGAGACAGAGAGCAGAAGGGCAGGGGGCAGCCAGAAGGCUCCAGUCAGCUCCUCCACUUCCUACUAAACAGCAGCUGCGGGACACAGAGCAGCUCUAUAGACAAGAAAAAAUACAAGCCAAGGUUCAAAUGCAUGACCUCAAGGUAGGGACCUGUGGGCAGUGCUGUGUGGGAUUGUGAAUUUGCAGGUUUUCACAGCAAAUGUAAAUGCAAAUACCCAGAUUUUUAGCAUGCAUGUUUGAAUUUUGGGGCUUGUUUCAAAGUGUCUGCAGAGGCAUUUCUCUGGAUGGUAUACUGUUGUUCUGGAUCAACGGCUACGUUUGGGUAAGGCCACGGCUCUCUGUAACUGGAAGAGGCAGCUGAAAGCAUGGAGAGCAUGGCGGACAGUGGUGUGGACUCGGCAAAGGCAGCGAGAAAUCACCAGAACAGAGGAGGAGCUACGAACUGAAAACAGGCAAGGACUAAUACGAAUUGACAGUAAACAAUCCUGUUGAUCUGUACAAAUUUGCAUGUAACAAUGAACACAAUGUGAAUGUUCAAAAAACAGAAUCUUAAUUAUCGCUGUAUUCUGACAAGAAACUUAUUGAUAUAUCUAGUGACCAAGUAAACUAAAUAAAAAUGCAAUCACACCCUAUUCACUGAAGACAGAGCCAGCUUGCCGCAGAGAGUUACCAGAGGCAACUCUUGAGGCGAUGCCUGAGUGAGUGGCAGUGUUGGUGUCGGACAGAGAAGGAACAACGAGAGCUUUUGGCCCAGCAGCAGGAGAUCCGGCACAAGAUGGCUGCCUUAAUAAACGCUGCAUCAACAGGCAGACUCGGGGCUGCAGAAGCCCCCAAAUAUCAGCAGAUAAUGGCCCCACCUGAGGCUGUGUCUGUGUCUGUCGAACCAGAGAGGACAAACAAGGUAAGAGAUGCACCCGGAAAGCCUUAUUAGACUGAAAGUUUGGGUCUAAACUGAACAUAAGUGUUGUUUUCUGAAUCUCAUAUGGGCUCGGGUUGACCUGAACUUUUCUCAGCAUGUCCACUGGAACAAAACAUCCUUUUCCUGCUUAAAUAUUCACAACUCAGGCAAGAAUGAGCUGAAAACUAUAGGGGACGGGAAGGUAUAGAGCAGAUGGAAAGAAUACCAGGGAGUAUAUGUGGUAGGAUUGUAGAGCAGAGCCAGGGGGACUGAAGGAUUAGGGCAGGAGAUAGAGUUAAACCUGCAGGAGUUCAUAGUGAAGGGGUCAAUGUGAGCCCUGCUGCUUAUAUAUCAGGACUCCAGGGCCUCAGCUGAGAUAAAGAAAGCCUCCCUCUGUAUCUGUGUCACCCCCCUGAAGCUUUUCAUAGAGUUUUGUGUUUUUACAUGUUCAUAUGAGCAUCUUUAUUUUUUCUGUUUCUUCCUCCGCAGGAAGAUCACCACAGGUCAGGCACUUCAGCCCCUAACACCUCUGCAGUGCAGCGAAAGACAAUCUCUGUGGGCGCUGUGACAAAGCCCACUCAGCCAUGGCAGGUGACCCGAAAACAUGCAGCUCUGACUGCAGCCGAGCGCCACAAGGCACAGCAGAGAUGGGAGCGCGAUAGCAACACAGCUUUAGAAGUCACAACGACACCAGACAGCAGGUUCGAGAAACGAAAUACUGUCCAGCAGCAGAUCAUCACACAGCAGAGGAGGCUGCUGAAGGAGCAGCAGGAGCAGAUAGCUCGGCUGAAGGAGGAGCAGAGUAUGGUGAACCUGGAGCUGCAAAUGGAGAAAGCUGCACAGCUCACUCAGCUUUCAGCGCUGCAGGGCCAGAGAGCAAAGAGUCACAAGACUGGCCCCACAGAGCAGAGGUAGGCUUCCUACACAUCACUCAAAGUCAUGUAGUCAGGGUCAAGAUUUUGCAGUAUAAAGGUACAUCACACACAUUUUCAUGAAUCAUUGAGAAGGUGUGAUUAUCAUUUAUCAGUGAAAUUAGGUUUGUGAGUCUUUUACACUGAUAAACAUUAAUUAAUGGUUCACUAAGAGUUUGUUAAAUAACCUGUUUCCAUUUUUAAUGUUAAUGGAAGUGUAUAAAUUACUUUUUUUCUUCUCCUGAGAAGGUCAGAUUUUAAUUAACCUUAAAGGCGUUACUUCAUUAUAUUGCUUUUGAAUUGAGGGUGACAUAUUGAAAUGAGAUCAGAUUUUCUGGUACGUUGAUUUGGCUCUGAUAGGCUGGCGAGUGAUAGAGAUAGCAGAUACACCAAGAGUAUCAUACCAUGAGUUUUUAUGGCAAAAUCAUGUUUUAUCACCACUCUUUUUUAUGUUUAUUUCUAAACAGUUUGGCAAGUUACUGAAAAGCACAACUUUCUAAUUUCCAUAUUCCAAGAAAAAAAGGAUAAUAGACCAUUUAGGCAAAAACACAUUUUUGAACAGAUUUUAAACUUUGUGUGCAUUUUUGCCAUUUCAUGCUAGAUAUAUGGGUGUUGACAUGGAUAUGCCUUCAAAUAUUCUUAGUCUUAGCCAUUUUUGCUUAAUUCAAAAGUUAGUCAUGACAAAAUAAAAAGAAGACGAUGAUUUGGAAAGGAAACAAACAGCAGCACUCAGGUGAAGUACACUCUUGCUGAGCUUAUUCAACCCAACAUGAAUCUCAUUUUCUGUUAAGAUUUAAAGCAGCAUCAUUCACAUUGCAAUUCAGUGGUAUUCUCUAAAAAGGAAAACGCUGGUGCAACUUUGGCUGACAUAACCAUGUAGUGUAGGACCCAUACCAACUGGAUCUAAUGUAGUAGUUUAAUCCCCUUCCUCAAAGUCGGUCAUCAAACAAAAGUAAGCUUUUAAAAACAAUCUGGACCAACUUUAGAAUUGUAAGUGUGGAGUUUUUUUAAAUGGUUAACAAGACAAGAAUAAGAGUAAGUCAGUAUGUGAGAUCAUUCUUUUCAGAGUGAGACUUUUUCUCACCUUUAGCAUAUUUGCAAUGUGUGUGUGCGUUUGUGUAAUUAGACACAGAGAAGUCAGGCUGCACGACUUUGCUGUCAUGACUAGCAAAUGCAUCCCUUGUCACAAAACACUGAAAACACACAGGAUAUCUUUUGUAUUCUAGUGUUGUCAUCCUCAGUGUGUGCAGCUUGAUACUGUAGUGUAUAAUUCAGAGGCAGCUGUGGUCAGGAGUUUAACUUCAGGGCUGUACACAUGCCGAAGUGUCCAUGAGCAAGACACUUGACUAAUCCUUCACAAUCUAAUGUCCUCCUGGUAAGUAACACCAUUUGUGAUACAGCAUUGUUUCUAUUAAACUGUUCCAGAUAAUUGAUGAAACUCAUAUUUGGAUGAGAUACUUUGAAGAAAUAAAGGUGAAAGCUAAUAAUAAGAAAGCAGUUUCAGAAUAGAAAGGUUACCUGUACUGUAAGUAAAGCCUGACCAUUACUCAUGUCCACAGUUGUUUUGGGAUUCAGACCUAUUACAGAUAUGUUAGCAGUGUUUGAUAUACGUGGACAAUUACUCAGUAGGUUACAAUGGUGUCUUUCAACCACCCAAACUUUGUGCAUUGUGAUAUUAUUCUUGUUCUGUCCAUUUAAGAUAAUCAGCCAUGAUGAUAAGUGAGAUCGACGAUCAUGUCACUCUUUGCAUCUGAUAAUCUGCUGUGCCUGACACAUAAUCUGCUGCAGAUGAUCAGAGAGAGGGGGAGGGCGGCAUCAGUUCAGUACAUCCCCUCUGUUAAUGCAUUGAUUGAGGUGUUAAUUAUGAACCUUUUCAUACUGCUGUAUUCGAAAUUAUGAGCAGCUGGUUGCUGCUAAUGCCAUUCUGACACAGUUUGGAUCCUUGUGAAAGACUAAAAGCCUGGACCACCCACCGCUCACCUGUGGUGAUAAUGUAAUACCGAGUGAGAGGUUUUCAAUUUUUAUAGAUUGUGCUGAGGAUAAAAUUUGUUGACUCAUGAAGAAGAGUAAAAGGAGUGACUGAGGAGGGGGGAACUUGGCUCUGUGUGUAAAGGGGAAAACUGUGGGUGUGUGUGUAUGAGGGGAGUCAUAUUGCUGCAAUUAUCAGUCUCAAAGAUCUCUCAUUAGUACAGCAAUUUCUGAAAAGGCCAAUAAUUAUAGAAACUGUGCAGCGUGCCCUUUUUCACUCUCUUCCUGAACCUAUUUGGACUGAAUUUGCACAUUUCUCUGAGUAAAACAGUGUCCAGACGACCAAAGUGCAUUGCUUUCUCCUCAUUUUCCUUUAAGAUGAUGACCCGACUGAGACUAGCUCCCUCCACUUUCACAGCACUCAUGGAAAAUGUGUUGGCACGUCACUGUCUGAGAAAAUCUUGAUAAUGAGUGAUAGAAGGUUGAAAGGAUUUUUAGUCCUAUAAGGUAUGUGUGUAGAAUAGUACAGGCCCUCCCUGCUUUUGGAAGCAACACCCAGGUGAGUCAGAGUAAAAGUCAUUAUCUGUUAAUAGCUCUCCCAAUUGAAUCACAUCUCACAGACGAGAAGAUACAAAGAAAGAGCUACAGACGGAUUUUUGAAGCAAGGAGAGAGCUGAAGUCAGGAGGUGGUGCAAAAUGUUCUUUUUUUGUGUUCAGUCUUUGUACAUGUAAUCAUGUAUUUAUAAGAUUUCAAAUGAAAUAGACUUUGAAAGGAGUCUAAACCACCUCGAAGAGGCUGUGUAGCGAUUUUUAUAAGGAAGAAGUAAAAAGUUUUUGCUCUUCAUUGGAAUCCUUUUAUAGAUUUAGGCCAGUCUGACACGUGUCGGCAGGGUUUCCAUGAAGUCGAUGCCUUUCUGAAUUGAUAUGUUCCAGUCAGUGGUCAGGAACAUAUGAGAGCGCUGAAAAGGUUAUGAAUGGACUCUGUAUGUGUGCUCCUGACUUUGAUUGUUACUCUUGCAGUGUGCCGAGAGCCCUUACAGAACCAGGUCUUGGUGCAUCUCAGAGGAAAGCUGUCACGCGGCAGAAAUGCCAACAUCCAAUCAUUACAGGUCAGUCUGCAAGUUCCUCCUCUCAGAAACACACUGUGGAAGUAUACGUCCUCUCAAAAACGCACGUGUUGUUUCUAUAUGUCACAAGCAAGUGGCAACAUGAUGCUGUGGCUUUUAUGUCUUGUACCUAGAAAAUUUCACAGCCCUGAGUCACACAUAGGCCGGCAUAAUUUGCAUGUAUAUAAAAGCCUUUGGGUCUAUAGUCAUUCAAAAGCAGCACUCAUGUGAUGUGCACCUUGACUUCAGUUACGUGCAGAGUAUGAAGAGCAGAACCAUACAAUUACAUUCUGAAAUUCACUCAAUAUUGUUUUCCACUCACCUCUGUUCUUCUCCCCGAAGCCAUGGAGGAGCGUGCACUACAACGUGCAAAGCGGAGGAAGGAAAUUGAGGAGCUCAAAAGGAAGAAGGAAGAGGAAAAACUGGUAUAAAGUGUUUAGUGGAAUAAAUGUCACACUUAACAUGACAUGAAAAUAACAUAAUAUGGGGAGAAAAAGCUUAAAAACUCACAUUUUACAGGCUGAGAUGAAAGCUGCCGAGGAGCAGAGACAGAGGGAGGAAGAAGAGGAGAAGCGCAGAGUGGCAGAGAGGAAGAAAGAGGAGAAAAGACAAGAAAAAGCUGUGAGAUACUGUUCAUUUUUCACAUCAAGAACUUCAGAAUUAUAGGAAAUGAGAAACACAACACUCCAGACACACAACAAAACAUUUACGUCUUUCAAACGAUUCUUGAAAAGAUCACUUCUUCUAAACUUACUUACCCACUGAGCAAUGACGACUAUUAGACGUCUAGUUUUUUUUUAGACCUAAUUUCAACAGUCUGGAUUCUGUAUAUUAUUAGACAGAAUUUAGACGUUGCACUUUAACCCAUUAUUCGAUAAGUAUUUAUUUCAAAAAGCAACUGUGAGUGGCAUAACUGAUCUACAAGUACUUAACCAAAAUAAUUAUAAUAGCUGUUGAGCAACAUACAGUGUAGUAUAAAUAUAGCCCAGAUUUAGACUUGGUCUAAACUUGGUCUAAAUUUAGACGUCUGAAAAACUUUUUUAGACCUGUGGUAGCCUGGUUUUAGACCAGUCGACUAGGCUACAUUUAGACGUCUAUUAGACCUCUUUCAGACCAAAAAAUGCUCAGUGGGUAUGUGUGAUAUCUGACACUGUAAGUGUCCUUUGAUCGUCUUUAUUUUUUAUUUAUUUUUUCUUUUUAUUUCCUCAUUUAAUGAUGAAUUUUUUAGCACUUUUGUUUCUUUUAAUUUCAUGUUCUUGUUUUUAUACCUUUUUUACUACUUUAACUGUAUUUUCCCUUGUGGUAUCUGGAGUACUACACCAACAUGCAUUGCCUUGAGGUAAUUUUUCAAGGAUGGCCGGAGGCGACCAAUUCUGGAAUAUGGGCUUGUGCUUAUCAUUAUUCUCCUUAAUGGUUCCAGGGACAGGAUAUCCUGGACAGGGCAUAUUCCCAGUUCACAGGUCACAGGCCACAAUAUUGGGUUACUAAAAUCCAGACGUUGACGAAAAUUAGAUUAGAGAUGAAGAAUUUAGAUUAGAGAUGAAGAAUGGAUGUAGGGGGACCUACAUCCCUAACCAUAUAUAACAGGGUCACAAACUCUGGUUGGGAGAGCUGGACAUCAUUGGCAGUCCUCUCCCAGCAUCCACGGUGCUGCUCUGAUACUGGUGUUCUCUUUAUAAUAAACUCCUCUUAUACAAGCAAGCCAGUGUCACGAAGCCUCCUUCUGCAUCUACACAUCGAGGACAGCCCAGACACAACACCCUCUUUUUUGUGCUUCUCUUUUUUCCUUUUCCUUUUAAUGCGCUUUAUGUCUUAUGUUUUUUUCUCUGUUUCUUCUCUGCUGAGCUGUUACAUAUUUAUACCCCCCCACCAUGUUUUUGUUCUGCCUCACUACGUCUGCCCAUGUUGUUUGGGUUCUUUUGUUGCCUGCUGAGAUUUUUGAUUCGCUUGUUUGUCAAAACACUUAAUAAGUCUUGUUUCAAAAUUACUCUUAAAAAAAUAUGAUUAUUCUCUGCGUUCCUAUUUUUAGUAUCUUUUCAACCAUCUCACCUUCCUUGCAUGUGCAGAGAGAAGAAGAAAAACAGCGACAACUGAAAAGGCAGCAGGAGCUGAUGAAGUUGGCCCGUCAGCACUACCACAGAAACCUGCUUCUGCGUCAAGGCCUGGCACCAUGGAGGCGCCUCAUUCAGCUUGGACAAGCCAACAUACAGGUAAUUCACCUGUCAGAGUAUAUUUUUAGGCUGCCCUAAACCUUCCAGCUCAGCCCAUUAUAAACCCAGCAGGUGGGCUUGAUUUCGGCUUUCGCUUCAGAGAGCACCUAGAGAUCCUGUUUGAACAGGAAACUGCGCAAGUGGCACUUCAGGUUUUCCAUCAUCACACUCCCCCGCAAGGAGUGACAUCGAGGGAAAGAGAAGAUUUCUAACUUGAAUGUUCAAGUCCUAACAUGAGCCAUGGAUUUGAAUGAUAAGAAGUAAAUCCAGGAGGGCUAUAGUGACGCUUUUACAUGAAAAAUAAACCCAAUAAUAUUACAGUGUGUCCUCUAACCAGCUUGGAGGCACUUAACAUUGACUUUGUGUGUGUGCGUGUUACAGGCUAUUAAUUAUUCAAAUCUUCAGAAAUAGCUGAAUGUUUUUCAUAAUUCGAGGACUGGGCAGGGACAUAAUACCUCCCAGUGUUCUCAUGCUGAGAGGCUUGUUAGGAAUCUGUCAGAGGAAGAUUACAGAGACUAAUCUGUUUGAGAUUUUGGAGAUUCAAACAAGAUUAAACACUCUUGUUGUCUUGAAUAUUGUGUUGCAGCUGUGUCAAGAUGAGACAUAUUUAGGUUGUGGAAAAUCUUCCGAACAGGAUGUAUGUUAAAAACCUUUUAAAACUGACAGUCAUUUGAAACCUCUGCUGUUUCUCGGCGUUCAUUUAUUUACUCUGUUUCUGUAAAUUUUGUGGACUUAGUUCAAUUUUACUAUCUGGGCUUUUACCUUGCUGUGAAGCACUUAGGAAAAAAUUAUAACCUGCCAUCAUAACCUAACAGUGCCAUGUUUAAUUGAUCAUUAUGUUAAGAGACCUCUUACCACAUACUGUUUAUCCACGGGCAUGCCAACCUAAAACAGCUAAAAGGUUUAUAAUUGCAGUAAUGGACUAAGUGGCUUAAUUAAAACACUAGUUUAGUUCUGAAUUCAACAUCAUGAACCAAAGUAUUACUUUUGACACGCUCAAACAGGACAGAGGGAGAAUAUUUAGUGGUAUUUGUAACUUUUAAGCCAAUUUCCCUUUUUGUAUCAUCAUUAAAUCUUCAAAAUGUUCCUGUCGCACAAAAUCCUCUGGGCAUACAUGUUACACCGAUAAAUAUAAACCCUCUUUGUUAAAUGUGCGAUACAGUCAAAGACAAGCUGCUCAUCAUUUAACACCGCUCUAUUGUUUCAACCUGGCACAUACUGAAGUUGAGUUUGGUCGCAUUCAUCGGCGAGCAUCGGCUCCUUUCUUUUCAAUCCCCGCCAGCUGGCAGACGGUCACCACAAUCUCUUCCUCCUGAGGCGCUGCACACGGGGCUGGCUCCAAUCAGCAAGAGAGUCCAUGUUUGAGAAGGAGGCUUCUGCUGACCAACUGUACCAGCACUUUUUGCUUCGGAGGAGCUUAAGCCGCUGGAAGAGAGUAUGUAUUUACCACGCAUACACACACACACACACAGACACAUACACACAGUCUCUCAGACAGGAUGCUGCCUCCCUGUUUUCCACCCUGCACUUAGAGAUACACCUUCUCAUAAUCUCCUUUUCUGCUGCCCUCAGUUAUGUUUUAGGUGCUCAGUUUUACAUUAAAAACAAAGUUGGAUUGCCGGAACAUUUUAAAGAUACAAAUUACUCAUACACUUUUCUAUGUAUAAAUAAUUUAUAUGUAUGAGUCAAAUAAUAAUAAAACUUAUUUUCCCAGCUUUGGAAGAUUGGGUUACUUCAGGUCAAUUAUACCCUUAACAAUUACAUAAAUAAUUUCUUUGUUACUUUUUUUCUUCAGCUCAUAGACUGGCGUUUGAUUCAAGAGGAGAGAGCCAAGCGUUUCUACCGCACACGCACAUUAAGGAGGUUUUUACUGGCGCUACUGGGCCAUGUGACCCAGGAGAGGCUGCUGGAGUGGGACCGUCAAGAGCUGUCUCGGCAGCACAAUAACAGGUGUGUUCCCCGCGACGUUCCCAUGUGUUCACUAUGCGGUCAAUGCUGUGUGUUCCCACACUCUCACUGGAAACAUAACCCACUAACAAGGUGUCAGAUUAAGAUUUGGCCUCACAGUUGGUCCAAGUUUAAUUAUGUGCUGGUAUCAUACCAGGGCUGUUUGGCUACAGUUUGACAUAAACACACACACAGGCCUCUAAUUCCUGUAAAUAAAACGACAUGAAUUUUUAGUGAAACAAACACCCAGAGGUCUGCUCUAGGAAGGCUGUUAAAAUUUACUCUCUAUGAUUAUAAGUUUCAUAAUAAAGGUCUGACACCUGGACGUGCAUGUUCGAGCCAGCAAUUAAACUUUCAGGUUUACUGCCAUCAACAAGAUUCAACAACCAUUAAUUCCCAAUUUCAGUUUUGUUGAAGCAGCAUCAGAUUCCUCAUCAAGUCGAUGUAAACACAAUAUUUAUCUGGUAUGAUCAGUACUUCUGUUGUCCAGCAUGCCACUCUGCCAAAAUUCACCAAUGCUGCUGUUGUGAAUACUGCUCAUGUCUAUAUGCAUUGCAAAUAACCAGUAGUUAUUAAAUAUUGCAGACAAGAUUAAGCAGAUGGGCUGAAAUUGCUAUUCCAAGGUGCAAACCGGCCAAGUAAAUUAAAAAAAAACAUCAGUGAAGUAACUCUUUGAGAACUUUUCCAAUUUGGAUCUAAACUGUUUGUUUCCUUAAACUAGACAUUUUCAAGUCAGGAAACACAAUUUGGUUUUGCUAGCUCAAUAAAAGCAUUAUUAUUCAUAUUUCCCAUAAUAGCCUAAAUGGAUGUUUCUUCAAUGUUAAUUGUGUGGUAGUCAUGCUUAAAGAAUGUGAAUGUUAAUAAAGUUCAGCCUCUCAUGUCAGGUUAACUAAAUGACCACAGCCUGUAGGUGAAUUCCCACUGCUUGCCAAGCUGCCAUUGUCAGUAAAACCCCAGUGACACCAUGUGAAAACUCAUUAAGCUUUGUCAACUCAGAGGUCUCCAUAAUUCAUUUUUUAUUGCUCACUUGCUUGUUCCCGUCUGUCCCUCCAUCUGCCUGCACCUCAGACAGGUGCUGCGGCGCUGCUUCCUGAUCUGGAGACAGCUUCCAUGUCUACUGGGCAAAGAAAGGGAGAAGGAAGCGCGACGGGAGAGGCUGGGACGGAAAGUGGCAGAGGUCCUGUCUGAUUUCUGCUCCCAUCCAACGCAAUGAUAGAAGAAUUUAGAAACUGUCACCGUACGAUACAUCUCAGAAUCUCAGGAGAGGACACACAAGAAACUCACAUGCACAUUCUUCACGUUUAUUCAAUAUAAAUAGGUAAUACAACCUUCAAACAGAUGGACAGUACAAUUUUUAGGAUCCUAAUAAAAGUCUCCAAUGUCUUUGAACACUAAUAAAAGCAGGGAUAAUGAAAAGCACUUAAAACUUCUCAAGUUGACAUAAACGUGUAUUGAUUUACUUACUUUUCUCAUAUUUUCAGAGCAGUUUAAUUAGUCAGAACCAAUUUAGGAGAGCGAAAAUGACUGCUAAUCUGUUUAUAACUAUCUAAUCAUGAAUCAGGUUCAUUAUACUGACACACUGUUACAUUUAAUGAGCCUGAUUAUGAGGCUUGUACUGUUAUGUUUGAUAUUUCUGUGAUAAAUAAUCUCAACACGUUCAGCUUCAAA